AUGGCUAGGAAGGACCGUGAGAAGAUGGCGGAGACGCAACAAAUUAUGGCAAAUAGUAAGGUUGAAGCUGCUAGGUUGAAUGAUAAGGCAGCAGAAAAACAACUUAAGUGUAAAAUGUUGGACACUUACAGAGAGUUGCUGUUAACACCGACAACUAAUCUGAAUGCUCAUGCUUUGGCUGAGAGGGAGAAAGCACUGGAGUGUAUAUGUGGCAAGGCCUCAUGA
Molecule: messenger RNA, 225 nt
Organism: Miscanthus lutarioriparius
Lineage: Eukaryota; Viridiplantae; Streptophyta; Magnoliopsida; Poales; Poaceae
Source: the annotation of a GenBank genome assembly